CAAACAUUCAUGCGACCACCUACACUUGUACGCUUAGCACGCGUCGAUUUCAUGCAACGGAAACGUGCGCGCUCAGAAGGUGACGAUCAAGCCGGCAGGUCGCGUCUCAAGCAACAGGCUCGCCAUCCCGAAGGUCUCGGUCGCCGGAGAAGAGCACAACGGCCGAUAAGAUGGAUUUCAAGGAAAAACUACAGUUCUUCAGCAUUUUCUACGAAGAGCGGGCUCCAAUUCCAAGCAUACUUGAACAACACAUAUCAAAUCUCCGAAAGCCGCGGCAAGUUUCAUCGCCAAACGCGAAGCAUAUUCAAGAGAUGGUGCCCGUGGCACGGUCCGAACAGGAUGGCAUCGAUGUACUGGAAGAGGUGUUGCUCUUAGCGCCUGCUAGUAAAGGGGGUAUGCCGUGCGUUGAACGCGCUGCGAAGCCGAAUCUCAGUCCGUAUUUCUCGCCGCUGGCUACGAGUUUCGUGGCUGGGAGGGUGCGCCUUGAAACGUCGCAGCCAGAUCAUUGUUUUGGGUAUCUUCCUUCGAAAAAGGCGAGGCCGGCGAGAUUGAAGGCGUCAUUUACGAUUGAGGAAGAGAAUAUAAUGAAUAGAUUCACAUUGACCACAGAACUCUACUUUCCGUUCUUCACCGCCCGAUGGAAGAGCCCCGCACAAGAACAAACGCACCACUAAGCCAUUCCACACGGUGCCUGCGACGGAUCUACGAUAGUCAACUACCUUCAUCGAUUCUAUGUCACUGCACGACCAACCCAAGCACCCAGCCUUGUUGAGACAUGCCAUUUCUCUGCCACAAUAGACAUGCGAUCGAUUAUACUGUGGGUGCAUUGGCGGGAACAGGAUGAGAACGGAAAUGUCAGCUAUCGCAUGGAGCAGGUUGAGUCUGGGAUGCUAGAUAAAGAAAGGGACAACAAGGAGAUUCGGACGAUACUCCGGAACCUGCAGGACCAUGCGCUGGGGGACCGAUUGCGGGGGAUCAAGGAGCUGCUCCCAGCAUUUUGGGAGCACUUGGCGAAACCGAGGCCGGUACAGACGGCCAUUGUGGUGAGCUCGCCGUCAGGAAUGGAGAAUGUUCCUGUGUUGCAGCCGCCAACGCCAUUGUCCGAUACGUUGGAACCU
Messenger RNA from Mytilinidion resinicola, 1118 nucleotides. RefSeq lists its product as uncharacterized. The record is from RefSeq and is a predicted model, not a curated record. The coding region runs from base 171 to 674 and encodes 167 amino acids. Lineage: Eukaryota; Fungi; Ascomycota; Dothideomycetes; Mytilinidiales; Mytilinidiaceae. The transcript has 2 exons.